Closterium sp. Yama58-4 is the source of this 3426-nucleotide messenger RNA. Lineage: Eukaryota; Viridiplantae; Streptophyta; Zygnematophyceae; Desmidiales; Closteriaceae. The record is from the annotation of a GenBank genome assembly.
AUGUCGCUCCAGGCAUCCAGUCACACUCGUUUGUCUCUCCUACAAUCGCCACACCCGCUAUCGCAACAGCAACCGCGGCAGCAGCAGCGGCAGCAGCAGCAGCGGCAGCGGCAGCAGCAGCAGCAGCAGCAGCAGCAGCAGCAGCAGCAGCAGCAGCAGGAGCAGCAGCAGCAGCAGCAACAGCAGCAGCACCCGCAGCAGCAGCAGCAGCAGCAGCAGCAGCAGCAACAGCAGCUGCGCGCAGAGGUUGCAGCGGAGGCACAGCACGCGCACCUCACACCGCGCUCCCCGUUCCUUCCAUCCACGUCCGCUCCCGCCGUCGCCCAUCGGUCGCACCGUGUGUGCGACGCGUGUUCGUGCCAGCCCGCGGUGCUCUACUGCGCCGCCGACGACGCGUACGUCUGCGAGCCGUGCGACGUCUUCGUUCACUCCGCCAAUCCGCUCUCUCAGCGCCAUGAGCGCGUGCGACUGGGUCCCAACGGCGCGCCGCUCAAGAUAGACCGCAGAGGCGCGGUGCUGCCUUCCGAUGCCGCCGCCAGUCUUCCGCGCGCCGUUGUUGGGAGAGUGCCGCGCGGGGAGUUGGCGCAGAGCCUGCUUCCGCGCGCAGACGAGUCUGGGGUGCGGGCCGCGGCAGCGACGUGCAGUGAGGCGGAGGAGGGUGUGGCGGGGAGCGUGGCGGGGCCGACGGCGGGCGCGAUCGGCGCGGAGAGUGCGCAGAGCGGGCUGCCGUCCAGCAUGUCCGGCACCAGCUCCUCGUCCCACCCCCCCGACCCCCGACGCCCCUCCCGCGCGCAGCGCCCACCCGACAGCAAAGGCGCAGCUCAAGGCGGGGUAACUGUCGGGCGCGCGGGUGAUUCGAGGAGGGGAGCAGGGAGAGGGGGGAGAGCGGCGGAUGAGACGGACGUCGCAGGGGUGAGCGCGGGGGCCAGGUUGCAAGGGCCGAGCGCAGGCGGGGUGGCGUGCAGCGUAUUGCGGUGGAAGGUGCGGGAGGGCGCGGCCGCCAUGCACGCGCCGCAGGACCACCAGCCGCAGCCGCAGCAGCAGUCCACACCGCAGAGCAGACCGGCCGCGUCACCUGCACCUGCGCACGACGCAGCGCCCAAGGCAACAGCUGCCUCGGUGGGCCUAUCACCAGCGUCCACGUGGUCGUUUGCCGCCACUCCACGUCACAUCAACGAGUCCCUGCAGGGUGCCUCGCCAUGGGGUAAGGCAGCAGCCGGCGCGACGCAUUGCCCCCUCUCCGCGCCCGCGGGGUUGUGCGCCAAGUCGCAUCUGCUGCGCGCGCCCGCGAGCCCCUUCAGUCCCCCCAGCCCCUAUGCGGGCUGCCUGCUCUCGCUGCCUCGACCUCUCCAGUCGCCCCGCACUGCUCCUGCUGCACCCGCAUCCGCUGCAGCUGUGUGCGCCGGUGCAGCGGCGGGCGCGCGGGGCGUGGAAGCACGCGACGGGCGAGACACCGCAAGGGGGGGCCGGGUGGCGCAGGUGUGCGGGGAAGAGGAGGCGGGGGAGGCGGGGCGACUGGGCAGCAGCAGCGGGUUUGACGAGUUUGAGGACAUGAUGAGCGGCAUGGGGGGAGCGGAGGGCGCGGCGGGCAUGGCGGGCAUGGCGGGGCUGGACGAUAUCGACGAGGACGACCAGUUCGCGCGCGACCUCGCGCUCUGCAUGACCCCGCGCGCGCCCCCCCCGCCCUCCGCCACGCCUCCCGUCGCUUGCCCCCCGUCGUCCGCUCGCCUCACCACGGCGCACCCUGCUGCGGCGGCGCAGCAGGCCCAUCCCACCGAUGCCAGCUACUUCACUCCCCCGCCUGCCGCAUCUCCCGCUGCUGCCGCUGCCCCUGCCGCUUCCCCAUGCGGCGAACCCCCCGGCGCGUCAAUGCCGCCAGCAGUGGAACAGCCCGCGGCGGGGUGCCAUGCGUCGCGCACGCACGCUCUGCCCGCCGACGGCCCCGGGCUGCCCGCGCGCCCUGCGAAGAGACAGCACCUGCGGGGACUGGGCUUUGGUUCGGCAGCCGGUCUGGUUGCAGGUCUGGGUGCAGGCUCGGGUGCAGAUGUGGGUGUAAGUGCAGCAGAGGGGGGAGGACUGGCGAGUAUCGCGGAAGGAGGAGGGGCGGGCGUGGAGGCGAGACGAGGAGGUGGGGUGAAGCGUGAGGCGGAUACAUGGGGGGGCGUGGCCCAAGGGGCAGCAGCGCAGGGCGUGCAGGGGGUGGGAGUGGCAUGCACGCGUGGGCACGCACAGCAGCGCAUGCACCCUCCCAUGCAUCCCCAGGCCCUGUCACCCUGCGCGUCGCUUGACCGCUGCACCCCUACGUCCCCCACCGCUGCUGCGUGCAUGUCCGUCAGCCACGCGCGCCCCGUUCCACACGCGCCGGCCAACAGCUUCCUGAGCUCGUGCGCUGGCGCUGCUGCGAGUGCCGUGGCGUCAGCAGCGGCGCUCUCAGAGUCCGUCAUGGACCCGCGCGCCCCCCCCACUGCCUCCGCCUCCGCCUCCCACUCCCACUCCCACUCCCACUCGCUCUCCCUCUCCGACGGCCAGCAGCACCACGACGGGCACGCGCAACCCCUGCAGCAGCGCGCAGCGCAGGGUGGGAGCCCGGCGGAGAGAGGUGCAGAGCGGUGGGAGGGCGGGGAGGGCUGGAGGGCGCGGGAGUGGAAUGGGAAGGUGGGCGCGUGCGGGGGGGAAGCGGGGGGGCGGUCAUCAGGGGAGGCGGAGGGGGGGGUGGAGGAGGCGGAGGAGGUGGUGAUGGAGGAGGGCGCCGUGGAGGCUCAGCUCAAGGGCGUGGCGUCGCACCUCACUCUGCUCGCAGCACACCCACACUGCCCCUCCUCUCACACUGCCCAGGGGGAGGCUGCGCGAGGCGACAGGGAUGGGGCGGACAGGCGUGCAGCAGCGAUGCGAGGCGUGCUGGGCAGUCUGGGGGAGCGGGGCGCGGGCGGGCGGUGGUGUCCGGCACUGCACCUCAACUAUGCUGACAUCAUCACCGCCUGGUCACACCAUGGCCCCCACGCGUCGCCCUGGCUGGACGACCAACCCCCCUCGCUGGCCCUCCAUACUCAACCAUCCGUGUGCUCCGACCCCCAGCCACUGCAGGCGGCCAUGACCCCACAUUCGGUGAUCAGCACGGGGCGGGAGGAGGGGCCGGAGGGCGAGGUGGGUGAGUCGGGGGUGAGCCGCGUGGCGUCCGUGCCGCACGGGCUGGACCGCGUGUGCAGCGACCUGCUGCUCGAGGGCGGCCACACUGACGGGCACAUUGACGGGCAGGUGGAGGGGCAGGUGGAGGGGUAUGUGGAGGGGCGGGAGGCGCGGGUGCUGCGGUACCGGGAGAAGCGGCGCAACCGGCUCUUCUCCAAGACCAUCCGCUACCAAGUGCGCAAAGUCAACGCCGACCGCCGCCCCCGCGUCAAGGGACGGUUUGUGAAGAGAGACUUGUAA